AUGGAAUUGCUGGAAGGAAUGGAUUUGCAAGAGCUUAGCGAAAUUGGGAACCAAAUAGUAUCGCACAAGCAUUCAACACUUUUGGCUGCAUACUAUCUCUUGAUGGCUCUCAAGUCCCUUCUAGGGUCGCUGUCAUAUGGAAGCGAGGUUCAAUUUUCUUUUGUAGAAAAUAUAAAGGAAACUUUCACAGAUAAAGCUUUGUUUGACAAAGAGAUUGCGCAGACAAUAAAGAAAACGGAAUCUAGCAUUGAUGAGCUUCUGAAUAGAGUUGAAAAAUGGGAAGAUUCUAUAGGCUUCAUAGCGAACGAAAACUUAAGCCUCCCCGAGCUUCAAAACUUCGAGGAGCUUGGGUCUAGCAUCUAUCCCUACUUCAUCUUUGCAGCUCGCAAUCCAAAGAGUUGUGAGUCUGGAAUAAUUUGGGAAAAACUUCGGGCAAUUGCUGCAGAAUCGAGGAAGACUCUAGACAUCUACAGCUCCACGGAUGUUCUGAAGAAACUGCUGGAUAUAGGAAGCGAAAUGUUGAGGUCUGAAGAGGUCAGAUACCUUACCGAAAAGCCCUUUCUCUCAGUACCCGAAUCAACUCCUCUCAGGCUGAUGGAGGGUGUAUCAGAAAUAUUGCAAGGGGACUACAACGAGUGGAUAUUCCCAUACUUCGAGCUUUGCGGGAUUUUGAGCCUACUCAGAAUACUCACCUCGCCUUUCUAA
Encephalitozoon hellem ATCC 50504 is the source of this 705-nucleotide messenger RNA. RefSeq lists its product as uncharacterized. The record is from RefSeq and is a predicted model, not a curated record. Lineage: Eukaryota; Fungi; Microsporidia; Unikaryonidae. Bases 1 to 705 code for a protein of 234 amino acids. The transcript has a single exon.